Ogataea philodendri is the source of this 1011-nucleotide messenger RNA. RefSeq lists its product as uncharacterized. The record is from RefSeq and is a predicted model, not a curated record. The transcript has 2 exons. The coding region runs from base 1 to 1011 and encodes 336 amino acids. Lineage: Eukaryota; Fungi; Ascomycota; Pichiomycetes; Pichiales; Pichiaceae.
AUGUUUGGCAACAUGGUACCCAAUGUGGCUGACGAUGUGCUGGCAGACUGCUUCAUGGAUGGAGAGAGCUCGUUGUGGGGGUCCAGACGUUGGUCGACCAUGACGGUUUGGUCGACCGUUGGAGUUCGGGAGUUCGUGUUUGGCACAGACUGUGUUUUCCGGUGGAGAGAGAACACAGAGGCCCGUUUGGUAGCAGACGGCGGAGGAGACGGUGGUGUUGGGGAUUUUGGCAUCGUGCUGAUGAUGACCGGUUUCUCAAAGCUUUCUGCGUCCGAUUCGAUGGCAAUGGCACCCUUGGUCUUGUUUCUGUACAUUUUUCUGAGGAAGAAUGCUAGAAGCAGCAGCAGGGCCAGAGCGACAAGCCCGACCACGGUGAACACACCAGCGACUUUUCCCUUGUGGUCGAAGAAGGAGUCCGAUUUCCCGGUUCCGUUGGACGUGUUUCCGGAGCGGGAGCCGGACGGGUCGUUCGUGGACGAUGGGGAACUGGAGUCUGCAGUUGACGAAGGGGUGUAUGUGAUUGUGGUUUUGAUCAUGGUGGUUACAUAUGCAGUUGCGACUCCGGAUCCCUGUGUGGAGGUGAGGAAGGAUGAGGUGGAGGUGAUGACCGAGUGGAUGGAUGAUGAGGAGGAAGUGGAAGAGGAGGACGAAGAAGCGGAUGAUGAUGAGGACGACGACGAUGAGGUGGUCGAAGAACUUGUUGUAGAGCUAGACGAGGUGAUGGAGCUAGAAGACGAGCUUGUUGACGACGAGGACUCGGUUGUGGAGGAGGAAGGGGUGGAAGAGCUCGAUGUGGUGGAGCUAUCAAUGGAAGAUGUACUUGAGGAGGACUCCGAUGCGGUCGACGAAGUAGGCGACUCGGAGGACGACACAGAGGACGAGGUGGUCGUUUGCGCGACGGAGGUUGAGGAGCUUUCCGACGAGGACGUUGUGGAGGAGCUAGCGGAGGUGCUCGAUUCUGACGAACUUGAUUGGGAGCUGCUUGAGGCCGUUUCAGGAUCCCAGAAAUAG